Nyctereutes procyonoides (raccoon dog) is the source of this 1633-nucleotide messenger RNA. RefSeq names its product mitochondrial calcium uniporter regulator 1 (gene MCUR1). NCBI's taxonomy places the organism in Eukaryota, Metazoa, Chordata, Mammalia, Carnivora, Canidae. The record is from RefSeq and is a predicted model, not a curated record. The coding region runs from base 96 to 1139 and encodes 347 amino acids. Gene Ontology annotation, biological process: positive regulation of mitochondrial calcium ion concentration; calcium import into the mitochondrion. The transcript has 9 exons. Gene Ontology annotation, cellular component: mitochondrion; mitochondrial inner membrane.
GGCGCCGCCGCCCACGCUCCCUCCUGUCGUCCGACUCCGGCGGGCGAGCGCGCGAGCGGCAUGAGCGCGCGGCCGGGCCGGUGACCGCGGUGCCGAUGGACCGCCGCCUCGUCGCGGGGCGGGGGCCGCGGGGGCCGCCGGGCCGCCGGCGGCUCCCGCCCUUCCUGUCCUCGGCCGGCUGCCCGUCAGCGCCGCGCGGGGGUCCGGGGCGCGGGGCUGCGGCGGCCCUGGCGGCCCUGGGCGGCGCGUCACGUGCGUCCUCGCUGCUCCUCCUCCUGCUCGUGCCGCCCCCGCGCCUGGCCGCCGUCGCCCCGCGCAGGCCCCCCGCCGACCCCGAGCGCUCGCGCCUGGCGCCCCGCGCGCCCCCGGCGGGCCUCGCCCCGGGCGUCGCCUGGGCUGCCGGCGCCCUCCGCCUGUGUCGCCGCCGGGCGGCCGCCCUCGCUGCCCCCCGCAGAGAGCUAAGCCUUUCUGCUGGGAGCCUGCAGCUGGAGCACAGAAGAGAUUUGGAGCACAAGAAGAGAGAUUUCACAUCCUGCGGGAACAAGAAGCUCUACUUUGACACUCAUGCCUUAGUUUGUUUACUGGAAGAAAAUGGGUUCACCACUCAGCAAGCAGAAAUCACUGUCUCUGCAUUGGUCAAGAUCACGGAUGCCAACAUGGAUAUCGUCUACAAGGAUAUGGUCACCAAAAUGCAGCAGGAGGUCACUGUUCAGCAAAUAAUGUCUCAGAUUGCUAAUGUGAAAAAAGAUAUGAUUAUUUUGGAGAAGAGCGAAUUUUCAGCCCUCAGAGCAGAAAAUGAGAAGAUAAACGUGGAACUACAUCGAUUAAAACAACAAAUAAUGGAUGAAGUGAUCAAAGUCCGAACAGAUACCAAGUUAGACUUCAAUCUAGAAAAGAGCAGAGUGAAGGAAUUGUACUCGUUGAAUGAAAGGAAGCUGCUGGAAAUGAGGACAGAAAUGGUGGCAUUGCAUGCCCAGCAAGAUCGGGCUGUCACCCAGACAGACAGGAAGAUAGACACUGAGGUUGCUGGCCUCAAAACCAUGCUGGAGUCACACAAGCUUGAUAACAUUAAAUAUUUAGCAGGGUCUGUAUUCACGUGCCUAACAGUAGCUCUGGGAUUUUACCGCCUGUGGAUAUAAUAAAGUGUCUUUUUAAAGAGACCCCAAUUGUUUUGCCUUAAGAAUACCAGAUUGCUGUGCCGUUUCUCCCCACCCCCCACCAUUUCCACAUUUUAACCCUCGUUUUGAUUUAUUGUAUAUUAUCUAUUUUAUGCAGAUUAUGGACAUAUAACCAAGGAAAGAAUUCAUAAUGGUUCCUUUCAUCUUUUUUGUUUAGUUGCCUUUGUAACAAUGAGUGGUGGACAAAGCACGAAGACCCCACUCAGCUGGACCAGUGAACUUGCCCACAGUAAAUAUUAUGACUCUCUACAAUUUUAAAUCUUCUGUCACAUAGAGGAUUGAGGGGGGCGUCUCCACCUAAAAGGCACAGCUGGUUUCACUAAGUACUAAAGAAUCACCCAAACUAAACCAAGAGCACCGAACCCUCUACCUAGUAACCCCGUCCUUCCCCGCAGCCAGUCAAGUGUAGUAAUGAUUCACCUGUACUAUCCCCUAAAUGAAUUUUUUUCUUUGAA